This is a messenger RNA of Rhododendron vialii, 2379 nucleotides long. RefSeq lists its product as uncharacterized. The record is from RefSeq and is a predicted model, not a curated record. The coding region runs from base 284 to 2056 and encodes 590 amino acids. The transcript is spliced from 12 exons. NCBI's taxonomy places the organism in Eukaryota, Viridiplantae, Streptophyta, Magnoliopsida, Ericales, Ericaceae.
AAUGACGAAAAUUUUGCUCAUUUGUGAAUUGCGACUGCAACUGAGAGGAAAGUAAAGAAGCGGCAGCAGCAGCCAGAUAUCCGAUUUUCCACCGAAGAGAGAGAGAGAGAGAGAGAGAGAGAGUCCAGAAUUUCCCCAAGGAGGUCGCGUUUUUGCGUGCCCUAAGUCCACACCAUUUGAUUCCCAAGUCCUUCUGGGUUUGUUCGUCUAAUCCUUACUUUGAAAUUAGAUUGAAGUUGUAUUCUUCUGUUUAUAUUCAUCAGUAGCAGAAUGAUCAUCUCCAAUGGCGGCCCCGACCUCCCAUUCUUCUUCCACAAUCAUCAUUAGACCCUCAUCAUCUUCACCAUUCCAAUCCACCGCGACCCACCACCACCACCUCCACUCGCAUCAGCUGCCGCACCACCACCAAUUACCACCUCUACCGCUCUCUCUCGGACCUCCGCCGCCACCACCGAUUGAUCAUGCUACUCUCCGGCCGGUGGCGUCGUCGCAACCUGCUUUUGGUGGGGAGCCCAUGGGUGCGGCGGUGCCGCUGUCCCGAGUUCGGCUUGUAGACCUCGUGGCCUAUGACGGGGCGCCUACGCUUGUUUAUGCGAGGGCGAUUGAGGCGCUUUCGGGUUCGUUGAUGAGGCAUAAUGCGGCGAUCAUUGAGCUGGGAAGUGAAGAUACUGCACUGAUGAGGUGUGGGUUAGAGGCUGCCAGGUUGUAUUUUAGGAGUAGGGCCCAGAAUUCCGGCAAGGGGAGUCGAGGUGUCUAUAUUUACCGGGCAGGAAGGGCUUUGGAAGAUUGGGAUUCUUCACCCCCAUGCAUGGCUGAUAUUUUUAGAUGCAUGGGGAAGACAGCUCGUGCUGCUCUGUCUGCAAUAGCGAGGCAUCUUCGUUUGCGAACCGAUGUCUUUAACCAUUUACUUGAUGACAACCCAUUGCCUGCUAAUGAAGUAUCCUCAUCAGUGCUGGUUGCAACUUACUCCACUGUGUCCUGGCAAAAUAGCAAAGGUGAUGCUGGGGGAGGCAAGCCACCGCCAAGUGGAGAAGUUGAGAAGGGAUUGUUGACAUUGAUUUCCUCUGAUAGUCCUGGUCUUCAGGUUUGUGAUCCCAAUAAUCAUUGGUACCUAGCAGAUGGUGGAUCAGCUCCUGGGGAUCUUUUGCUUCUCACAGGCAAGGCUCUCAGCCAUGCCACUGCUGGCCUUCGGCCUGCGGCAUCAUAUAGGGCUUCCCCUGAUUAUUCUUCUAGCAGAACUAGUAGUGGAAGGACAUCAUUGGCAUUCAGGUUAGUACCACAGGGAAAUGCUAUACUAGAUUGUUCUCCUAUUGCGGCAGCUGGUCAUGUCAUUCCUCAGAGCUAUGUACCGAUCUCUGUUAGCCAGUUUAUGGAUGACCUUUCAGCUGAGGAAGAUGUAAUAUGCAACCGCUCGGAAAGUAAUAAUGUAGCUCGAGACAACUUAAAUAGGGAAUGGUCUUUGAGAAGCGUGCUCUCAGAUCCUUUGUCUGGUGCAUUCCUUGACGAUGCCAUGGUUGUUUCAUGUGGACAUUCAUUUGGUGGCGGUAUGCUGAAGAAGGUCAUAGAGACGUCAAGGUGCGCUCUGUGCAGUGCAGAAAUCGAGGGCAGUUCUUUGAUCCCUAAUCAUGCUCUGAGAGCUGCCGCUGCAACUGUGAAGCAUGAGGAUGAGAGGAGACUUUUUCACAAUGCAGCUCUUCGAAAACGUCGCAAAGAAAUGGUUGACCGCAUGGAUACAGCGAAGACACAAAACAGAGUACAUUAUUCAUAUAAAUGCGACAAUGGGGAUACUGGUGGUGAUGAUGGGGUACAGAAAGGGGUGCAGUAUCCCUUUGCAGUGAAUGAGAAAGUGGUAAUCAAGGGAAAUAGGAGAACACCGGAUAAAUUUGUUGGAAAGGAAGCAAUAAUAACUUCACAAUGUCUUAAUGGCUGGUAUUUGCUUAAGAUUAUGGGUACUGGGGAGAGUGUUCGCCUGCAAUACCGCUCCCUUCAGAAAAUUCUCAGCUCCCAAGCUGUUGACGAUAGGCGUUUGCCUCAACCAAAUCAAGAAAACGGCUGAUCAGAUAUUGCACGAACCCCCCAGCUUUCCACUUUCCUCUUUAGGGUAUAUUUAGUGAACCUUAACCUUGUCAGUUCUUGUUUGAAAUGAGAUGUGGCUUUCUUGUUGUUUGUAAAUAUACUUGGCCACUAAGGGAGUAGGUUGUUUGUAACCACUACAUGUUUUUGGACAGUUUAGUGUAAGAAUAGAAGAGAGAGGUUUGCCAGCUUCAUGUCCACAUUUGUGCUUUUGUUAAAGCACAAGCCAUGACACUGACAUACAUAUAUCUAACAGAUUGAAUGCAAGUAUAUGAAGGUUUUAACCAUGCAAUAUGCCUGUUCAAA